Messenger RNA from Didymodactylos carnosus, 537 nucleotides. Lineage: Eukaryota; Metazoa; Rotifera; Eurotatoria; Philodinida; Philodinidae. The record is from the annotation of a GenBank genome assembly.
AUGGUGCAGAUUAAAAGUGAACUGAAGAUACAAAAGUUUUAUGAUGUCAUUUAUAAACUAAAUCAAUUGAAAAUUAAUGUAGUUGAAAAUAUUACCUUUAGUGUUUUGCACUUUGCUGUCUAUCCCUUUACAGCAGAAGAUCCCACUCUGAAAGAAUAUUGCAGAUUACCGUCAUUGGCCGUUGUUAAGUUACUACUUGAUUAUGGUGGCCAAGUGAACGUCAAUUAUAUCGAUCCUUCACGCCAUUCGAUCUUACACCUUAUCUCUGAGACAAAAGACGACGAGAACAAUAAUAUAUAUGAAAUUGUAUCAAUUAUUCGUCUUUUGAAUGAAGUCGGUUGCCAUUGGGACGUGAGAAAUGAAGAAGAUCAAACACCUGUUGAAUGUGCCCAGUCAGAUCGAAUCAGAUCAUUUAUGAAAAGUCAAAUGAAAGUCCUAAGUUCGAAAUGUACAACAGCACGAUUAAUAAAAAUUUCAAAAUUAAAUUAUAAACCCUAUUUUUCUGCAACAUUACAUCGGUUUAUUGAAUUACACUGA